Polistes canadensis is the source of this 2249-nucleotide messenger RNA. RefSeq names its product fork head domain transcription factor slp1-like. The record is from RefSeq and is a predicted model, not a curated record. Gene Ontology annotation, biological process: cell differentiation; regulation of transcription by RNA polymerase II; anatomical structure morphogenesis. Gene Ontology annotation, molecular function: RNA polymerase II cis-regulatory region sequence-specific DNA binding; DNA-binding transcription factor activity, RNA polymerase II-specific. Bases 559 to 2118 code for a protein of 519 amino acids. NCBI's taxonomy places the organism in Eukaryota, Metazoa, Arthropoda, Insecta, Hymenoptera, Vespidae. The transcript has 8 exons.
AGGGAUUAAUAAUAAGAUAUUCAUUGGUUUCCUUCGAGUAUAGUUAUUAUUCACAGGUCAACGACCAAUGUGAUCGUGACUUCUUUGUAGCAAUUCCCGAAGAAGGAAUUUGAAAAAGAAAAAAUAAAUACAAGUGACAAUCGCGUUGACGAUUAAUCAACGGAGAGAUUCGCGGCCCGGGAAAAUUUGAAUUUUCUGUAACAUCGAUUACUCGCAUGGGGCUCUUUUCUUUUGUUAUAUAUAUAUUUUUCUCUAGUCGAUUAAACUUUCGUACGUUGAAAAAAAUUUUAAUCAGCUUGAAUAUUAGUUGUUGAGAUUGCGAUUGAAAAAAAAAAGAGUAGAUAAAGAGAAAAAGAAAAAAUACAAGGAAAAUAGGUGUCCCCUCUAUCGAUGUUUGAAUUUUUUAUUAAAAAUAAUUAAUCGAAAAAGAAAAAGAGAGAGUUAAGGGAAGGAAAAGAGCGGUACGAUUUAACUGCAACUGUGGAGGGUCUUUCCGUUUAUUGGGAGGAUUUCGUCGAGCAGCAUCGUGUAAAUGCAGCCACGGCGGCGAACAUCUUUAUGAACUAUUCCUCACAGGACAGGACCAGAAUGGUUUCCCACGUCAUUCCUGUCACCGGAGAACUGCAACAGGGUAACGGUAGCUUUGGUACUGCAGGACUAGGUAGCAUGCAGGACUCUCCUCAUCCUUUAAAAAUAAAACAGGAACAUUUUCAGCUGUCCCCUCCUUCGCCACUUCCGGCUAUACAUCAAGUGAGUAAUUUCAUAUCGGAUCUACAAAAUGGUUACGUGAUCAAUGCUUCGAAGGAUCUGGAAUCUUCCGUAUCUGCUGGUUUAAACAAAAGCCUAACUUCUCAUCAUCCGUCCUUGAGUAUUCAUCAUCCUCACCAUAGCUUGCACAGUUCUAAUACGACAAUUUCGAUUCACUCUACAACACCGUCCCAACAACAACAGCAACAGCAACAACAACAACAGCAGCAACAGCAUCAUCAUCUUGAAGAUAAAGUGUCUUCACCUAGUGGAGGACUUCACAGUUCAACGACUAAUAGUAAUUCUUCGACACCCUCUGCACCGUCAACGCCUACUGCUGGCACAGACAACAGUGCUGGUUCGAAUACUGCAACGAGUAGUAAUAACAAUAGUAAUGGUAGUAAUGUUUCAACUGCAACAAGCAAACCACCUUACAGUUACGUUGCUCUGAUAGCCAUGGCGAUACAACACAGUGCUGAAAAGAGGGCGACUCUUAGCGAAAUUUAUGCUUACAUCACUUCCAAAUUUCCGUAUUAUCAGAACAAUAAGAAGGGAUGGCAAAAUUCUAUUAGGCAUAAUUUAUCAUUAAACGAAUGUUUCGUCAAGAUACCACGCGAGGGUGGCGCCGAGAGGAAGGGAAACUUUUGGACACUCGAUCCAAGUUUCGAGGACAUGUUCGAAAAUGGUAAUUACAGAAGACGCAGGCGUAUGAAACGUCCAUACAGAAAUGCUCCUUACCCAAAAUCUAUUUUCGGUGAUCAUUUCUCGCCGACGCACGUCCAUCUUGGUCCUAGAAAUUUAUUCGCUCAUACGCCAUCUUCUUAUGCACCUACAACAUACGCGCGAUACGAUACGAGCGGUUGGAGUCUUCAGCAACCACAAUUAUCCUAUAGCCAUUGUCAAUCGCUUCAACCACAGUUGCAAUCGAUGCAAUCAAUGCAGAUUCCGACGAUGAACGGUUACAGUCAACUGAGUAGUUCGUUAAGUGAGUCUCUGCUCUAUCCUCCGAACUUCAGUUCUUUGAGCUCGCGAAUCAUUAGACGAUCGGACAAAGCUUUUCAAGGCAAUUACCUGGAUGUUCCAGGUGGAACGACUGGAUCACCAGGAUCGAUGACCAAUGGAUCCUUUGGUGGCACGUUCACGGCUUGUGGUAGGAGACACGAACCUAGCAUGGCGACUGAAACGAUGCCAGCAAGAUGCUAUUGGCCGGAAAUGGUAAACGUGAAAGAGGAACCAGGUAGUACACCGGCAUCAACAUCAGCCGUCGGCGGUGUUCCACCGACCAUGAUGGGAACCACAGUUGCAUCGAGUGUUUCCGCGCCAGCAUUUCCCUCCGUCGAAUUUCAAACGCGAUCGAAGUGUUUCAUGUGAAUCGUCUAAUCGAUCUAUUCGAUAUACAUAUAUAUAUAUAAAAAAAAGAUAAAAAAGGGACACUUCGUUUUUGUUCACUUUUCGGUACGUAAAUACGUACCAGGUGUUAUCAUAAUUCUCUCUCUCUCUCU